AUGGGAAAUCAAACGUCCGUGGCUGAAUUCCUCUUGCUUGGUCUCUCCAGGAACCCAAAGAUCUGUCUCUUAUUGUUUGGUCUUUUUUCUGGGGCCUACAUCAUCACUCUGGUGGGCAACACAGUCAUUCUGCUGCUCAUCUGGCUGGACUCCCGACUCCACACACCCAUGUAUUUCUUCCUGAGCCACCUUGCCUGUGUGGACAUCUGCUACACUUCCAGCACAGUCCCCCAGAUGCUGGACAAUCUUCGGAGUCCAAACAAACCUAUCCCACUGGCUGGUUGUCUUAUACAGAUGUAUGUCUUCCUGGCUUUGGCCACAACUGAGUGCUUCCUCCUUGCAGUGAUGGCCUAUGAUAGGUAUGUGGCAAUAUGUCACCCGCUGCGCUACACAUUCCUCAUGAACAAACAAGUGUGCAUCAAUCUUGCCAUGGCAACCUGGACAAGUGGCCUUUUAUUGCCAGUGGCACACGCAGUCCUCACCUGGCAGUUGCCAUUCUGUGGUCCCAAUGUUAUUGAUCACUUUUUCUGUGAAAUGCCGGCAUUACUGAAGUUAGUGUGUGCCGAUACUGAAGUUAUCGAAAAGGUUACUUCGGUGGGUUGCAUUUUCACCUUGCUUAUGCCCAUCUCCUUUAUCAUGAUGACUUACAUCCGCAUCUUGGCUUCCAUCUUGAAAAUGCAGUCUGCACAAGGACAGCACAAAGCUUUCUCCACAUGUGCCUCCCAUGUGACUGUGGUGGUGCUUUUCUACGGCAGUGCCAUAUUUAUGUACAUGAGGCCUGAAUCUAGCCACUCUCCAGGUCAGGACAAAAUGAUUUCUUUGUUCUACAGCAUUGUCAUUCCCUUGUUUAAUCCUAUAAUAUACAGUCUGAAGAACAAGGAUAUACAGAUAUCUUUUAAAAAAGAAAUUGGGGGGAGG
Messenger RNA from Elgaria multicarinata webbii, 918 nucleotides. RefSeq names its product olfactory receptor 2A1/2A42-like. The record is from RefSeq and is a predicted model, not a curated record. The transcript has 2 exons. Gene Ontology annotation, molecular function: olfactory receptor activity; G protein-coupled receptor activity. NCBI's taxonomy places the organism in Eukaryota, Metazoa, Chordata, Lepidosauria, Squamata, Anguidae. The annotation marks the transcript as partial. Gene Ontology annotation, biological process: G protein-coupled receptor signaling pathway; detection of chemical stimulus involved in sensory perception of smell. Gene Ontology annotation, cellular component: plasma membrane.